AUGCCGUAUCACAAGAAAGAAUGGUGUCCUCAUCCAUCUCAUGUCGGCCUAACGCGAUCUGGCUCGAAGUCAUCACGUCCUGUCGGUCGAAGAAUAAUCGAUGAACGUGAUGCAAAAUUAUUCAACACUCACAUUAUGCUAAAUUCGGAAUGGACAUCUGUAACAAUGAAAACCGCUCCCGAAGCAAAAAAUCCUGAGCUUCGAUCAAUAAACACACAAUUGAAAAAAGAUUCAGCUAAAGAAGAACGGAAUCAUAUAUUCCAAGUACUUAAAGUGGAAACUAUUCGAGAUGAUCGAAAAAUUCAACAAAUCCGAAAUCAAAUCGAUGACAUCUAUCGAUAUUUACAAGACUUAUGUGACGUGCUCGAAGAUAAUGAUCCGCAAUUACAUUUACCAAAUCCUCAUUCACUUGAAACUAAUGAAUCAAAUGCAUUAUUAUAUGGAUUAAAAGAGCCUUACCAGCUAAGCAGUGAGGUGGAACAAACGUGUCUGAUGACGAUUGGUCCGUUAAGUUGGGGCAAAGUUAUGCUUUCAAAAUGGUUUGGUUGUACUGACAAUCAUGAAAGAGAAGCUCUUCUACGUGAUGAAGAAAAGAAUGUUCUUGCUUUUCCCGAAUACCCAGGUCGAACAGUUCCAUACUCAGAUCCCAUCGGAUCCCAUAACAUAGCUAAAAAGAUCGCUCAUAAAAUUUGCAACAACCGACGGGAUUUUCUAGUCGGAUUCCAAUGCAAUUCGAUUUCCAGGAAUCCGAUCGGACCCACCAUCGGCUUUGUUGACCUGGGAUAUAACUCAGCACUGUUCAAGUUACCACCAUUCCCAGAUCCACCUGUAACUAACACUGUUCCAUUUGCUAAAAUGAAUACUGUGUGA
Molecule: messenger RNA, 870 nt
Organism: Adineta ricciae
Lineage: Eukaryota; Metazoa; Rotifera; Eurotatoria; Adinetida; Adinetidae
Source: the annotation of a GenBank genome assembly